This is a messenger RNA of Mustela erminea (ermine), 3731 nucleotides long. RefSeq names its product BarH like homeobox 1 (gene BARHL1). Gene Ontology annotation, molecular function: RNA polymerase II transcription regulatory region sequence-specific DNA binding; DNA-binding transcription factor activity, RNA polymerase II-specific. The record is from RefSeq and is a predicted model, not a curated record. The coding region runs from base 720 to 1703 and encodes 327 amino acids. The transcript is spliced from 3 exons. Lineage: Eukaryota; Metazoa; Chordata; Mammalia; Carnivora; Mustelidae. Gene Ontology annotation, cellular component: nucleus. Gene Ontology annotation, biological process: regulation of transcription by RNA polymerase II.
CAAAGUAAAAGUGACACAAGUUCAUUUUUUAAAGGAAGGGGGGAGGCGAAGGCGCGCGCGGAGGAGCAGAACCUCGGAGCCGGAGGCGCUGUCCUCGGUGCUGACGGGCCCCUGGAGCGGUGGGAGCGCGGCGACAGGACCUCCCUGGCCAGGUGGAGCGUCAUGCGCCGCGGGCCGCCGCCGCCGCCGCCGCCGCUAUCCGCGGUGCUGACGCCGCCAGGUGCGCUCCGUUCCGCCGACUGGUAGCGCGGCUCCGGCCCGCUGCUCUCCGCGGUACUGACCCCGCUGCCCUCAGCGGCUGCUAGCCUGGAGGAAGCUUGCGGUUUGGGUUUUUUUUUUUUUUUUUUUUUUUAAAGCCGUUCUUUAUUUAGAUUCCAACAUCCUCGCAUCUCUUCUGUGCCAAACGGGCGCUCAGGCCGUCCAUCUCCCCAACUUGGCGCACCCUCCCUCCCAUUCCUCCCUGACACUCCCACCACCCCCCCUCGGCUCGGCAGCUCGGCGCGAUGCUGCAGAAGACGCGCUGAGCCCUUUUGGAUCUAAUGCGCAGAGGAGGUUGGCCCAGAGCUCCCCGGCUCCCCCAAGGCUGAACUCCGUCCAAGGUGCCCGCAGGCUCCCUGCCCGCCUUCCCCAUGCCAGCCCGCAGCUAGGGGCAGGGGCAGCGGCGGCUGGGGUUGGGGGUGGGUGGGGAGCUUUUGGGGAGGACAGGUCGCAGCUUGGCUAUGGAAGGCUCCAAUGGCUUUGGGAUCGACUCCAUUCUCUCCCACCGUGCGGGCAGCCCCGCCCUUCCCAAGGGGGACCCCUUGCUUGGGGACUGCCGCUCGCCCCUGGAGCUGAGUCCGCGCUCGGAGAGCAGCAGCGACUGCUCUUCACCAGCCUCACCAGGAAGGGACUGUCUGGAGACGGGCACCCCGAGGCCUGGCGGGGCAUCAGGCCCAGGUUUGGACUCCCACCUGCAACCUGGGCAGCUCUCGGCCCCAGCCCAGUCGCGCACCGUGACCUCCUCCUUUCUGAUCAGGGACAUCCUUGCCGACUGCAAACCACUAGCGGCCUGUGCACCCUACUCUAGCAGCGGGCAGUCGGCCGCCCCUGAGCCUGGGGGCCGUCUUGUGGCCAAGGCUGGGGAGGACUUUAGAGACAAGCUGGACAAAAGUGGCAGUAACGCCUCGUCGGACUCCGAGUAUAAAGUGAAGGAGGAAGGCGACCGCGAGAUCUCCAGCUCCCGGGACAGCCCCCCGGUGCGCCUGAAGAAGCCCCGCAAAGCGCGCACGGCCUUCACGGACCAUCAGCUGGCGCAGCUGGAGCGCAGCUUCGAGCGGCAGAAGUACCUGAGCGUGCAGGACCGCAUGGAGCUGGCCGCCUCGCUCAACCUCACCGACACGCAGGUCAAGACCUGGUACCAGAACCGGAGGACUAAAUGGAAGCGACAGACGGCAGUCGGGUUGGAGUUGCUGGCGGAGGCAGGCAAUUACUCAGCGCUCCAGCGGAUGUUCCCGUCGCCUUAUUUCUACCCGCAGAGUCUAGUUUCCAACCUGGAUCCCGGCGCCGCACUGUAUCUGUACCGCGGGCCCAGCGCGCCGCCGCCGGCCCUGCAGAGACCUCUGGUGCCCCGCAUCCUCAUCCACGGACUCCAGGGCGCCAGCGAGCCGCCACCGCCGCUGCCCCCGCUGGCCGGCGUCCUCCCGCGCGCCGCGCAGCCUCGGUGAAGCGCCCAACCGCCUCCCUGGGGCUCCGCGUGCGCCCCUUCCGCCUGCCCUUCGCGGGGCGCGGGGUUUCAACGCCCCUUCCCCGGGGCCCCCUGGCCGGCCCUCCCUGGACUCCCAGCCAGUGUCCCCCGAAGGGCCCUGUGCCAAGACUACUGAAGCCCGGACCCGGACUGAGUCUCCCUAACACCCCCCGCGGGCUCCGUCCCCGCCACGCGGUCAAGGAGCCACUCCCACCCGCCGGUGUACAUAACCGCCCCCCCCCACGGCUCCCCAAGGCGCCCCGCCCUGCACCUUCCUGGGAGGAGGUGGGGGGCGACCCCGACGCUGCACUCUUUCCCGCUCCCCCUUCAUGCUGCAGCUGUACACCCGGCCCUCCCCCCGCACCCCGACAGGCGGAGGGGACUGUGGAGCCCUCCUCCUGGGCCGCAGCAGAGCUGUACAUAAGGUGUGCAAAGUGUAUAUGAAGUUAUUUAUUCGUGACCCAUGAGCCCGUGACCGUGUCCGUGAAUCAGUGAGUCUGUGGCCUGUGCCCUCUUCCCUCCCAGGUGAGGCAGGAAGGGGUCGGGCUUGUCCACCACCCCGACCCCCAGCCUCCUGUCCGGCGGCAGGCAGGCCCUCGGGUUCUCUCUCUUUUUUAAAUGUCGAAAUAAACUUCUUACAAAUGACCAUGCGCCUGUCCGCGCUCAGCCCUUCUUUCCGGCCCCUCCUUAAGAUUCAUUUUCCCCUCCUGGGACGCGGCUUCCUUCCAUCCGCAAUAGGAAAUAUUUUUGUCCCCCUCUCUUCCUUGGCGCUGUGGUCAGGGGGCCCACUGGCCUCGCUGGGGUCCCCGGGCAGGGGCCUCCGCUCCCUGGCCUCAGUCUUCCUGUCUCUACAGUGAGGCGAGCCUACUGCUCUCCCCACCGCCCCCCUUCCCUCUCCAUCUGGUUCCUGGCGGCUCCCAGCCGGUCCCGGGGGCCGGAGCGGGGGUCAGCGCCUGGGCUCGCUCGGCGGCGGGCCGGGCUGCGGUGCCCUCGCUGAGCCGGCUCAUCUGGCCGCAACAAGGGCGCCGGCAGCUGGUGACCGGCCCGCCGGGCGCGGGGCCGACAGAUGGGCUCCGAGGCUACUCCCCCCGCCAGCCCCCUCCGCCCCGCGCUCCGGCCGAGAUCGGGCUCCGGCCGCUCGCGAACGCCAAGGCGGCUCAGGCCCCGCGCCGCCAGGACCCGACAAGCCUUCGCUGGGAUCCUGAUGCUGCAUGGGUAACCCCCCAAUCCCGCAUCUUCUCACUUCUCCCCUUGACCCUGGGAGCACGUAGAUGAGACCCAGAAGGGAGCCAAAUCCCCGCGUCAGCCCCAUGCCCCAGCCUGCGGCUCCAGGAUCUCAGGGGAGGGGGUUUAAGGCUCCAGCCAGACUCGAGGCCUCCAGUUCAUGUUCAAAGGGCCAAGGUCACCUCCUGAGGCCGGUGGCUCUCAGGGGAAGUGGGCGCAGGUGCUUCCCUCCCACACACCACCUGCAGCUCGGACUCUCAGGGCAGAAGACAGGCUCAGGGCCCAGAAGUUUUGGGGCCCUGCAAGCAGGGCCCCCUCCAGUUUUGUGGCAGGAUUGCUGUGGGAGGGCUGCCUCCUGGGGGAGGGGUGGAGGGCAUGUUUAAACUACCCUCCCCAAACGGACCCUGCUACUGUUUCCUCCCCCCCCCCCAACCGCUUUUCUUUCCCGGGACGGUGAGGGUAUUAUUCUAAUUUUGCAAAAUGCACAGCAGCUAAUUAAGUCAAGGAGCCUCUCGGCUUUCGAGUUCUUUUGCAUGUGAAUGGGGGUUGGUAAAUCCCCAGCUCUGGCUGCGGUGGGGGGCGAGGGGAGACUGUCCCCAACUCAGGGUUAAUGAAGUGGGAAAGGAGUCUCUCAUAGCCUCCUGCAAACAAAACCCCCCACGCAACAAACCCAGCCGAAAUCCUACAUGGAUUGACUUAAGCCCAGGGGAUAAGUGCUUUAAAUUAAUCUCAUUGAAUAAGAAUGAGACCAAACAAAACUCUUUAAAAUCAUAUUAAAAAUCUA